AUGGAUUCUAAACUCGGAAAUUUCUUCGACUCAAUCGGUUCCUUCUUCACCGGCGGUGAUAAGAUCCCAUGGUGCGAACGAGAUGUCAUCGCCGGGUGUGAGAAAGAGGUUAAGGAAGCUACUGAUGGUGGCUCUGAAGAACAAAAGAAAGAGAGUAUAAUGCGAUUAUCAUGGGCUCUUGUUCAUUCUCGACAAGCCGAAGAUAUCCAGCGCGGAAUAGCCAUGCUCGAAGCUUCUCUAGAAAGCAGUAGCCCUCCUUUGCAGGAUCGAGAGAAGCUUUAUCUUCUUGCUGUUGGGUAUUACCGUACUGGUGAUUACUCGAAGAGCAGACAGCUUGUGGAACGUUGUAUCGAGAUUCAACCUGAUUGGAGGCAAGCUUUGGUCUUAAAGAAAACAAUUGAAGACAAAAUCGCAAAGGAUGGUGUUAUUGGGAUAGGCAUCACGGCUACAGCCGUUGGACUCAUUGCCGGUGGAAUCGCUGCAGCUUUGGCUCGCAAGAAAUGA
Arabis nemorensis is the source of this 504-nucleotide messenger RNA. Lineage: Eukaryota; Viridiplantae; Streptophyta; Magnoliopsida; Brassicales; Brassicaceae. The record is from the annotation of a GenBank genome assembly.